This is a messenger RNA of Sinocyclocheilus grahami, 1778 nucleotides long. It is a transcript of the gene bud13, whose product is annotated as BUD13 homolog. The record is from RefSeq and is a predicted model, not a curated record. NCBI's taxonomy places the organism in Eukaryota, Metazoa, Chordata, Actinopteri, Cypriniformes, Cyprinidae. Gene Ontology annotation, biological process: mRNA splicing, via spliceosome. The transcript has 9 exons. Gene Ontology annotation, cellular component: U2-type spliceosomal complex; RES complex. Gene Ontology annotation, molecular function: RNA binding.
AAGAUGGCUACUUCCACGGACUUAAGCAAAAUUGCUGCACUCUCUAAAGCAGAUUACCUUAAACGGUAUUUAUCAAGUGAAGAAGCUGGCAAGAAGUCUAAAGAAAAGAAGCUUAAGAAGAAACGGCCGAAAGCCACGGGGAGAGGGAUGAAAAUUGUGGAUGACGACAUUGAUUGGAGGCAGCUGGCAGCUCAGGAUGAAGAAGAAAAAGAAGACGAAGAAGAUGAGGCGCCUGUGGUGUGUAAAAAGAUCCCCAGGAAACCCAGGACUCUGCAUCAGAUAAAAGGUAUAAAGAAACUAUCCUUCCGCUUUAGUUCUUAUUCUUUUUAAAAUCAUUACUGUAUAGAGAGUGUAGUAAAUGUUCCUUUGUUUAGCUCGGACACUGACAGAGGUUAUAGAGUUCGACAUGACUCGCCAGAGACUUCUCCUGUACGGAGCGUGCGGCACGAUUCCCCUGACCUCUCUCCUAAGAGGGCUCGACACGUCUCACCGGAUCUCUCACCCCAGAGAAGAGGCCGUCAUGACUCACCAGAUCUUUCACCUCAGAGACACCGAGCCGAGAACAAAAACAGACGGCAUGAUUCCUUACCACCUUCCCCUCCAAGAAAGAGCCACAAGAGCUCACCCUCUAAACCUCAAAGGCUGCAUGAUAAAGAGUCUCCGCACAGAAAAAAGACAAAAGCUGCCGCCUCAGAUGACCUUUCGCUCCCUAGGAGACGAGUACAAACAGGCAAAGGCUCAGACUCCGACCAGUCCCCACCGCGCAGACGUCCUCGUGGAGGACGGGGCUCAGACUUGGAUCUGUCUCCACCCAGAAAGAGAGGCCAGGGUGGAAGAGGUUCAGAUUCAGGUCUCUCUCCUCCCAGGAAGAGGCCACAGGGGGGACGUGGGUCGGAUUCAGACCUGUCUCCACCACGGAGGACACGCUCUCCUGAUGAACAGGCAGCCCCUCGAAUGCUGUCUGGUGGAGCUGCAGGGCUCGUCUCUGUUGACAUUUUGAGGAAAGAACAGGAAGAAAUUCGCAAAAAGGAAAAGCGCAACCAGCCUCUUGAAGAGGCAUCAAGAAAUGCAGAGACAACAUUUCGAGACAAGUCGGGUAGGACACGCAACCUGGAGUCAGAGAGAGUUGAGCUUGGCAAGAAAGCAGAAGAAAAAGCAGAGAAGGAUGAAAAAUAUGCACAAUGGGGAAAAGGGCUUGCUCAGGGUGAAAUGCAGCAACAGAACUUGACAGAUGCCAUGCGGGAGGCUCAGAAGCCACUAGCGAGACACAUUGACGAUGAAGACCUCGAUCGGAUGCUGAGGGAGCAAGAGAGGGAUGGAGACCCAAUGGCUGCCAUGCUUCGCAAAAAGAAAGAAAAAAAUGCUCAAUUAAAAGGAAUCAAAGAAAAACCUCGUUACAAAGGUCCACCUCCACCUCCGAAUCGUUUUAACAUUAUGCCAGGGUAUCGCUGGGAUGGAGUUGACAGGUCCAAUGGUUUUGAGCAGAAGCGGUACAGCAGGAUAGCCGAUAAGAAAGCUGUCCAAGAAAUGGCGUACAAGUGGAGUGUGGAAGACAUGUAAAUCCAGAUGAGUGUAUAGAGAUUCAUGAUUUAAAAACUGAAAUGACUGGCAUAGUACAGUUCCCACUGCACCUGCACACACUGCAAAGUGGAACUUCUUUGUGUGCCAUCAAGAAUCGGGGCGUUUCAUCAAAAAGCAAGAUGUUUGUGUGCAGUUAUUGGUCCACUGUGUACAAGAAACAUACUUUCUUUAUUAAAUGCUACUUUUUUAACAAAUCU